AUGCUGAAGAUACGCCCCGAUGGUGUAAGGAAAUGGCGCGAUAAUGACCAGGCGGUGUACUUGGCGACGACGUGGUGCACGUUCCAGCACUGCAGCACCUUGGGGCUCGCCAUGGACGCCAGUCGCCUUAUGGAACCUGCCAAGGAAUGUUUGCUGAGCGCCCUGUGGGCGCCAGAGCAGGGCGUCGCACAGGUGGGGCACUUGCAGGUCCUCAAAGACUUCAACGACAACAUUCCUGGGCAAUCGGAAACUGCAGCUGGCCAGAUCGCAGGCGAGCUUGAUUGGGAAGACAAGCUCCGGCAGUACGUUCUUGCCCAUCCAAAGGCACCACCUGCAGAGCACAAGAAAAAUGUAAAUCGUUUGUCUAACAUGGAUUACCUGGUCAAAGUGGAUCGCAUUAUCUCCUCGGCGGAGUGUCGUCGGGGUUAA
Prorocentrum cordatum is the source of this 429-nucleotide messenger RNA. Lineage: Eukaryota; Dinophyceae; Prorocentrales; Prorocentraceae. The record is from the annotation of a GenBank genome assembly.